Molecule: messenger RNA, 1253 nt
Organism: Drosophila gunungcola (fruit fly)
Lineage: Eukaryota; Metazoa; Arthropoda; Insecta; Diptera; Drosophilidae
Gene: STUB1
Product: E3 ubiquitin-protein ligase CHIP
Exons: 6
Coding region: 280-1149 (289 amino acids)
Biological process (GO): proteasome-mediated ubiquitin-dependent protein catabolic process; cellular response to misfolded protein; positive regulation of proteolysis
Cellular component (GO): cytoplasm; Z disc
Molecular function (GO): ubiquitin protein ligase activity; protein-folding chaperone binding
Source: RefSeq, a predicted model, not a curated record
CUCCAGAGCUUUGACAACCCUGGAAUACACAUCGAUUAACGUAGCUGAAAAUUGUUUUAUGUUUAAUUAAAGACAGGCGGAUUAUACGAGAACUAUUUGGUGUUAUGAGCGUUAAGUAGUCGCCACCGAUUUCCAGCCAGGACCUUUGUUACUGUUAUAUCCUUGUACCGAUUGCCUACUCCUUGAAAAGGAAGCAAAUUGCUUAGUGCUUCUGUGUUGGACACUCACUUUUCAUCAGUGGGAGCUUUGGAGAAAAUAAAAUUCUGGACCAGCCGCAACAUGACGACGAAACACAUUUAUUCCACGACCAAUUUAUCAGAUCUGCAGCUCAAGGAGCAGGGCAAUUGUUUAUUUGCAGCCCGGAAAUAUGACGACGCAAUAAACUGCUACUCAAAAGCCAUCAUUAAAAACCCCACAAACGCCACCUACUUCACAAAUCGUGCCCUCUGCAACCUGAAACUCAAGCGUUGGGAGCUGUGCUGCCAAGACUGUCGUCGAGCUUUGGACAUCGAUGCCAACCUUCUGAAAGGACACUUCUUCCUGGGCCAAGGACUAAUGGAAAUCGACAGCUUUGACGAGGCCAUAAAGCACCUUCAGCGGGCUUAUGAUCUGUCCAAGGAACAAAAGCAAAACUUUGGGGAUGAUAUUACACUCCAGUUGCGACUAGCUCGCAAAAAACGUUGGAAUGUCUUGGAAGAAAAGCGAAUACACCAGGAAAUCGAACUGCAAAGCUAUUUGAAUCGGCUAAUAAAAGGAGAUAUGGAAAACCGUUUGGCUCAUUUAAAGCUAAAUGAAAAUCCGCAUGAAGAGCAGCUAAAGGACAAGCAGCAGGAAAUUGAACAAGAGUGUGAUGACCAUAUAAAAGAACUAAACAAUAUAUUUUCUAAAGUUGAUGAACGCCGAAGGAAACGCGACGUUCCCGACUUUCUGUGUGGCAAAAUUAGUUUUGAGAUAUUAACGGACCCUGUGAUAACUCCAUCUGGAAUUACCUAUGAACGUAAAGAUAUUGAAGAACAUUUACAGCGGGUUGGUCAUUUUGAUCCAGUUACACGCGUGAAGCUUACUCAGGAUCAAUUAAUACCAAACUUUUCAAUGAAGGAAGUGGUUGACUGUUUUAUUGCUGAGAACGAAUGGUCUUUAGAUUACUGAGUAAAAUAUUAUGGCAUUAUCAUUGUAAUUGAUUAGAUGUUAAAACCCCCGUUCCCAUUGUCUAAAAACCAGAAUAGUGAUAAUAAAUGUGGAUCUGCAAGUGA